Etheostoma spectabile (orangethroat darter) is the source of this 1161-nucleotide messenger RNA. Its product is annotated as deoxynucleoside triphosphate triphosphohydrolase SAMHD1. Lineage: Eukaryota; Metazoa; Chordata; Actinopteri; Perciformes; Percidae. The transcript has 10 exons. Gene Ontology annotation, cellular component: nucleus. The coding region runs from base 1 to 1146 and encodes 381 amino acids. Gene Ontology annotation, molecular function: dGTPase activity. The record is from RefSeq and is a predicted model, not a curated record. Gene Ontology annotation, biological process: dGTP catabolic process; defense response to virus; regulation of innate immune response.
AUGGACGAUAGCAAGGUGUUUAACGAUCCCAUCCACGGGACGGUGAAAUUAGACCCACUUCUUAUCAAAAUCAUCGACACACCUCAGUUCCAGAGACUGCGAAACAUCAAGCAGCUUGGAGGGGGCUACUUUGUUUACCCUGGAGCCUCCCACAACCGCUUUGAACACUCCAUCGGGGUGGCGCACUUGGCAGGUCAACUUGUGGAAGCUCUGCGUGCAAGGCAGCCGGAACUCAACAUCGAUGACAGAGACGUCCUUUGCGUGAAGAUUGCUGGUCUCUGCCAUGACCUGGGACAUGGGCCCUUUUCCCAUCUGUAUGAUCAAAUGUUCAUACCCAAAGUACCACCAGGUCCACUAGGUGAUAAAAUGGCAAAGUGGAAGCACGAAGAAGCCUCUGUGGAGAUGUUCGAUCAUCUGCUGGAAUCUAAUAAUCUGAAGCUGGUGGACUAUCAGCUGAAGCUGCCCAAGGACUUGGAUUUCAUCAAAGAGAUGAUUAUUGGACCAAAAGACCCUGAGGGAGGACAGGAGGACCCUAAUGCAGAUCGGAAAGAGAAAAAAUCCUUCCUCUAUGAAAUCGUGGCCAACAAAUGGAGCGGCAUUGAUGUGGACAAGUUUGACUACUUUGCCAGGGACUGCCACCACCUGGGCAUGAAGAACAACUUUGACCAUCUCCGCUUCAUACAGUUUGCCAGAGUGUGUGAGGUGGAAGGGCUGAAACACAUCUGCAGUAGAGACAAGGAGGUGAACAAUCUGUAUGACAUGUUCUACACCAGGAACUGUCUCCACAGAAGAGCCUACCAGCACAGAGUGAACAAGAUCAUAGAGUAUAUGAUUGCAGAGGCCUUUUUAAAAGCAGACAAGCAUAUCCAGAUUAUAGGCUCACAAGGCCAGGAGUACACUCUCUCUACAGCCAUAGGUGACAUGGAGGCCUACACCAAGCUGACAGAUCAUGUGUUUGAACAAAUACUCAACUCUUCCGCUGUGGAGCUGGCUGAGGCAAAGAAGAUUCUAGAAAGGAUCAUCUCUCGAGACCACUACAGGUUUCUGGGUGAAAUCAAGCCUAGACAAGUCCCCACCAAGGUAUGCAUUAAUGUCUUUGUGUACCUGUAUCAAAUCACACGGUGGAUUACAGCCUACAUCUGGUAAGAUGCUUUUUAUAGU